Anguilla rostrata (American eel) is the source of this 1815-nucleotide messenger RNA. Its product is annotated as four and a half LIM domains protein 1-like. The record is from RefSeq and is a predicted model, not a curated record. Bases 174 to 1016 code for a protein of 280 amino acids. The transcript has 6 exons. Gene Ontology annotation, molecular function: transmembrane transporter binding. NCBI's taxonomy places the organism in Eukaryota, Metazoa, Chordata, Actinopteri, Anguilliformes, Anguillidae. Gene Ontology annotation, biological process: muscle organ development.
UGAUUUUUUUUAAACUCAGGUUUUCGCCCCCUCGCUCUUGUUUUAAACGCCCAAUGCUGACGGCGUGCCUCUUUUUUAGCCGACGAGUUAAGAGCAACAACUGCAGGACUACAACGUCCCGCGGACCUCUACGUUGUAUUUUCAGUCCGGCCUAUCGAGCCAUCUGAGCCACCAUGACGGACCGCUUUGACUGCUUCUAUUGCCGUGACGACCUGCAUGGGAAGAAGUACAUAAAGAAGGACGAGAGGCCCGUGUGUGUGCGCUGCUUUGAUAAGUUCUGUGCCAACACCUGCACCGAGUGCCGCCGCCCCAUCGGCACGGACUCCAAGGAGCUGCACCACAAGGGUCGCUACUGGCACGAGGACUGCUUCCGUUGCUUCAAGUGUUAUAAGGGUUUGGCCAAAGAGUCCUUCAGCGUCAAGGAUGACAAGAUCAUGUGUGGGAAGUGCAGCUCCCGGGAGGAUGCCCCACGCUGCCACGGCUGCUACAAGUCCAUCCUGCCAGGUGAUGAAAACGUGGAGUACAAGAACAACGUGUGGCAUGACAGCUGCUUCACCUGCUACCAGUGCAAGCUGCCCAUCCGCACCAAGAGCUUCCUGACCAAGGGUGAGGACGUCUACUGCGCACCCUGCCACCAGAAGAAGUUUGGCAAGCACUGCUUCCACUGCAAGCAGGCCAUCACCUCCGGUGGAGUCACCUACCAGGACCAGCCCUGGCACUCGGACUGCUUCGUGUGCCACACCUGCCGGAAGCCCCUCGCUGGCACGCGCUUCACAUCCCAUGAGGAACACGCCUAUUGCGUGGACUGCUACAAGAGCACCGUGGCCAAGAAGUGCUCUGGGUGUCAGAGCCCCAUCACGGGGUUUGGAAAGGGAAUCAAUGUGGUGAACUACGAGGACAAGUCCUGGCACGAGUACUGCUUCAACUGUAAAAAGUGCUCUCUGGGUCUGGCAAACAAGCCCUUUGUGGUCAAAGGGGAAGCCAUCUACUGCCCCGACUGUGCCAAGAAGGUGUAAGGCGGAGCCAGGGGGUGGAAGAAACCGAGCGAGAAAUUAUUCUGUGGCUUUGAGCUUUUCAAAUGAUAGACAUGCAAGAAUAAGAAAGGUCCAUCUUAGGAGUCAACGCUUCACCACUGCAGUUGAGGGGCAACAUCAACAGAAUGAGGGAGGCUCUGCAUCAAGAGCCAGCAUCUCCAUCAGCAUCACAUGUAGUUUGAGGGAGUCAGAGAGGUCUUGGAACUGCAAGUUCACCUUCCUUAUAAUUACCCAUAAAUCUCAGCUGUAGUCAGUCAGUCAGCCUUGCUUCUCAGUCAGGUUAGCACAUAUACUCCUCCUUCUUCCAUAACUUGAGUAACAUGUAGAUUACUCAGCAAUUAGCUUUAAUAGGUAUGAAAUACUCGAUGCUUAUGCUUCUGAAUGAGUUCAUUUAUGAUUUCAAUACAUGUUAGUCGGCAUCAGGGAUGCAAUCCCUAUAUCAGUGUCUUAGUGGAGGUUUUAAAAACCAUGCUGCAGUAUCAGAAAACAAUAAAAUGUAAGUCAUAAAAACCAUGCUGUAGUCUUGACAUUAAGUGAUAUGGUUAUUUAGUUAAUAAAACAGCUAGAUGUUUAACAUUGGGUCCAACACAUUUCUGUGGGUCUGUAGUAGAUGGUGAAGAUAGACUCAUUUAUCUUGUAAUGAUUUCUUUUAAAUGCUUAUCUGGUGUCUAUAUAUAAAUUUCAAAAAAUCUUCAUGGAAGACUGAGACUAAUCAGAAAGAUCUGUAAUGCAAAACGUCAGGUACAACAUGCAUUAAAACAUUAAAGGAUUCUCCAAACUA